GGGUAUCCAAACGUUAGACUAAAAUGGUCAAAGCACUUCACAUAACCAUCAUGCUCUUCCUCGUAGCCUCCAAUCUCCUCGCAUUUAUCAAUUCCGCUAGACUUCUCGACCAGAUUCAACCUCAGCCUGAAGAAGUUGACGAAACGGGCGAUAUCCCACCACCAGCAACCACAACUACAUCAGCAUUCACGGUCCCGGCCGGUCCAGCAGGAGCUACUACAACGAGUGAACAUGAGCCAUCACUAGAGUUCUUUAUGCAUGACGUGCUAGGAGGGUCACACCCAUCAGCUCGUGUAGUGACCGGCAUAGUAGCUCAAACCGAGGUGAACGGCAUACCAUUCUCAAAGGCCAGCAACAGCAUCUUCCCAGUAGACAACGGAGUCCCACUGGUCAACUCAAACAACAUCAACAGUGUCAUCAACCCAAACACAGCUCCACUUCUCACCGGACUUAGCGGCGCUCAAACCAGCACCGUGAUCCAAAACACCAACGGAAAUACCAACGAUGCCCUCAGCUCCAACAGCCUCCCCUUCGUAACCGCAGGAAACCUCCCUCCCGGUGCUGCACUCCAGCAUCUUAUGUUCGGAACCAUAACCGUUGUGGACGAUGAGCUAACCGAAAGCCACGAGCUCGGCUCAGGUGUUAUAGGGAAAGCUCAGGGGUUUUACCUAGCCAGUUCCUUGGAUGGGACUAGCCAGACUCUUUCUUUAACCGUGUUGUUAGACAGAGAGCAUGACCAUCAUGACACUUUAGACGAUGCCAUUAGCUUCUUUGGGGUUCACAGGACCGCCUCUCACGCCUCUCAGAUAGCGGUUAUUGGCGGGACAGGGAAGUUUGAGCAUGCUAAAGGGUAUGCCAUAGUGGAAACUCUGCAUAACCAGAACAACCAGCAUAUCACUGAUGGUCAAGACACCAUCCUCCAUUUCAGUGUAUACCUCACCUACAAAGCUUGA
Messenger RNA from Brassica oleracea var. oleracea, 953 nucleotides. RefSeq names its product dirigent protein 9-like. The coding region runs from base 24 to 953 and encodes 309 amino acids. The record is from RefSeq and is a predicted model, not a curated record. The transcript has a single exon. Lineage: Eukaryota; Viridiplantae; Streptophyta; Magnoliopsida; Brassicales; Brassicaceae.